CCAACACGCUGAACAGUGGCUGUAGAACCACUUUUGCGGCCCCGAAACGUCCUCAAGUGAAGACUGUGUAAUUAUUCUAAUUUUAUCAACGACGGCCGCGACCUUCCUCAAUCGUCAUCUGUGUUCUGCUGUGCUCCGAUAACACGUCACAAGACUCAAUGAUGCAAUAAUUCCGCCAAAUGCCAGUCAGUGUGAAAAGUGUCUCAGAAGCACACGAACCGUGGUGGUUCUAAUUGGCAACAGAAAUCUUCAUUUUAUCUCACCUGAAACUCACUCUAUCUCGCUUAUCAGCCAACUAGCGCGACUGAGUGGAAAGACAGUGGUAAUCAAUGUAAAUAGUUUAAAGACUUUUAUAGGCAAGAAAAUCCGUCGCUUAAUUAGGAGGAAAAAUGCUUUACGUAAUCAAGAAAGAGAGAGAAUCAGUUGUAUUUCGUGAGUGCACGAGAUUUGGCGUUGGUGAUAAAGUGCAGAGAAAGUGAGUGAUCUCGCGAACUGUGUCAAUUGCUCAAGAUUCCCCAACGGACUCUUCCUCCUGAUAAGCUGAGCGCGGCUGAUCAACUUGGAAAUUGCAGUGAGUAUUCAUUCAUGACCCAAAAAUAGCAUCGAGGAAGUAUUUUGGGCACGAAAAUGGAUUGCUAACUCAUGCACAUCACUUGUGGUGGAUUUAUUCCACUGGCAACAACUGUAAUUUCAAUAAAUGCCCUUCUCAGAACUUUCACGGCGAUCUUUCGUGAGAAUAUGGACUUUGUGAUCGGCGGCGCAGCUGCCUGUUCGGCAGGCAUCUUCACGAAUCCCUUGGAUCUGAUCAAGACGCGUCAGCAGCUGCACGGCGAGCUGGACAGGGCGAAGCCCAGAGGUCAUCAGAAUCCCUACAGGAACAUCUUCACAUCCGUGCGCACGAUAGUGAAGACUGACGGCAUUCUGGGCCUUCAGAAGGGCCUCGCGCCGGCGCUGGGCUUCCAGCUGGUGAUGAACAGCACCAGACUAGGCCUCUAUGACACCUUCGACAAGCUGGGCUGGACGCGCGGCAAGAGUGGUCAUCACUCGCCCUUCCUGCUGGUCUUCUGGGGAGGCUUCAGCGGAGCCACGGGAUCAGUCCUGGCCACGCCUCUGUACCUGGUGAAGACGCAGAUCCAGGCGAUGUCGUCGGGAGACGCGGCCGUUGGACAUCAGCAUCAGCACAGAGGCAUGCUGGACGCUUUCCGGACAAUCUACAAAGACAGCGGUGUCGCGGGACUCUGGCGGGGAUCUGUGGCCAUCCUCUGUCGAACGGCUGUCGGAUCCUCCGUCCAGCUGUCCACCUUCACAGCCUGCAAAGACUUCUGCCACAAAUACGAGAUCUUCCACAAUAGCGUCUUCCUGACGGCAUGCAGCGCCAGUGUGGUCAGUGGCUUCCUCAUGGUGUGCUGCAUGACGCCGCUGGACGUCAUCUCGACGCGCCUCUUCAACCAGGGCGUGGACGAAAAGGGCCGAGGACUGCUGUAUCGCAACAUCUUCGACUGCUUCCUCAAGACAUUCAAGUGCGAAGGCCUCCGAGGACUGUACAAGGGCUUCCGGCCGAUGUUCUACCGCGCUGCGCCGCACACAAUUCUCAAUCUCACGUUCUGGGACAUGUUCAAGAAGUGGAAAGGACUCUAUUUCUCACUAGAUUGA
Phlebotomus argentipes is the source of this 1653-nucleotide messenger RNA. Its product is annotated as solute carrier family 25 member 35-like. The record is from RefSeq and is a predicted model, not a curated record. The coding region runs from base 643 to 1653 and encodes 336 amino acids. The transcript has 4 exons. Lineage: Eukaryota; Metazoa; Arthropoda; Insecta; Diptera; Psychodidae.